UUGUUAUUUGUUUGAUCUUAAUGUCGGCUAAAUCUAAGUUUGUCCUUUCAUCGUCGGUUAUUAUUACCCUUUCAAUAAUUGUCGGUGUCCAUGUUGUCCAGGAAUUAGAGAAACGGCGUAUACGUGCUGGUGUAAUUCGUGAUAUUGAGAGACUUAAAUUAAAAGAAGCAAAUUCAAUAACCAACUCACCGGUAUCUUCAUCAUCAUCAUCAUCCAAUUGAGAUUCAAUUUCCAGUGACAUUGGUCAGUUAAUCAUUUCCAAAUAUUAAUCUCCUGUAUAAACAUAUUGAUUGCUGAAAGAUAAUGAGUGGUAUUAGUGAAGAAAUUGGAAGAAAUCUAAUGGAAACCAGUGAAGAGGUUGAUAGGACUCCAUCGCCAUCAUCGCCCAGUUUAUCAUCAACCCAAGAGCCAAAAACUAAACGAGAAGAAGGUGAUGAGGAUAAACAACCAUUAUCACCGGAAAUUAAAGUUGAUGAUGAUGAAGAUGACGAUGAUAUCGAUGUUGAUAAUGAUGUAAUUGAAACGGAAGCUGAUACAAGAGCUGAUAUUCCUGUUGCCUCAUCUUCAUCUUACAAUGAAUCAGAAGAUGUUGUUUCUAAUACUAAUGAGUUUCAAGCCACUAAUGAAGAGAAUCCAGAAAUUAGCUCCAAUACCAAUAAUGUAAAUGCUGAUAGUAGUAAUUUAAUUAGCCUUGUGGUUUCCAAUAACAAUGACAACAACAACAACAAUCAUAAUGAUAACAAUUUAACCGCCUCUUCAACAACCAAUCCAGAGAUGAUUAAGGAUAAUAAAGUAACCUCAGUAGCCAGUUGCUCUUUUGACAGUGAAGUUAAUAAUGAUUGGAAUGAAAAUCAAAUGGAAUGUGAAACUAGUUCAAUGAAUCUAAACGAUAACUUAAUUAUUACCACAGCCACUAAUUUAACGACAACUACAAUCACGACCACAACCAACAACAACAACAACAACAAUUCAAAUGAAACCGAUGUUACCAGUGGUCAAAGUAAACGGACAUUUGGACGUGCCUCAAAUACUAGAAUUAAACUAGAUGAAUUAGCUUUUAAUCGUCUCGAUCGUAAAGAGUUAUGGUCAAAAUGGAGGAAACAAGAAGAUUAUAUUGACUCAUUGGAAGCCAAAAUUGAUUCGAUUUCACUUCGAAACGAUUGUAAUACAACCAAGGAACUGGAAGAGAGACUCAAACAACAGCAAAUCGACGCUUGUCGACGAGAAAACACUUUAGUCAUGAGAUUGACUAACAAGGAACAAGAAGUCGCCGAUCUUUUGAAUCGUAUUCAAGCAAUGAGAGCGGAAUUAAUUCCGUCUGAUUCUCGACUUAAUUCAACCCUUUUGGAUCCAGCACUUAAUUUAAUGUUCGAACGUAUGAAAUCCGAAGUAAUUUCUUCAAGAGAACGGGUUGAUCAAAUGCAGAACGAAUUAGCAGCCUGGAAAUUUACCACCGACAGUCACAUGGGCAAACAAUUAAUGGCCAAAUGUCAAGCUUUGUACAAAGAGAACGAUGAACUUGGAAAAACAAUCGAAUCUGGAAGAAUCGGUAAAAUGGAAGGAGAAUUAUCACUUCAGAAAAAUUUCGUCGAAGAAAUGAAGAAAAGUCAAAUGGAAACUGAUGAAUUCCUAUUUGAACUUGACGAGGAAGUUGAAGGUCUACAAGCAACGAUACUUCAUCUAAGGAAUCAGUUGAAAGACGUCAAAGCGGAAAGUGACCUUCGUCCAGCAGCAGCAGAAUUAAUCGAAAAGCCAAAAGAAGUGAAAACAAGUUGAGCCAAAAUUGGAAAAUUAAUUAGCUAAUCAACUAAUUACAGCCAAUCUAUUAUCUCUCCUCUAUUUGUAUAGAUUAUCAUAUAUUCUGAUUGACCUUAAAUCACAAGUAAUAAUUUCAUAUAUUCAAUUGAUAAUAUAAAUUCAUUUAUAUACAAACAUGAUUUUCAAAAGAUAAUCAAAAAGCUAAAAUGUAAUUAGUUUCACUUUAAUUACAAUUAUCUUUCAUUCAAA
This is a messenger RNA of Panonychus citri (citrus red mite), 2007 nucleotides long. RefSeq lists its product as uncharacterized. The coding region runs from base 304 to 1776 and encodes 490 amino acids. The transcript has 4 exons. Gene Ontology annotation, cellular component: nucleus. Gene Ontology annotation, biological process: regulation of alternative mRNA splicing, via spliceosome. NCBI's taxonomy places the organism in Eukaryota, Metazoa, Arthropoda, Arachnida, Trombidiformes, Tetranychidae. The record is from RefSeq and is a predicted model, not a curated record.